AUGGCGGAGCCGGGGCUCGAGGGCAGCCAGCCGGUGGAUCUGUCCAAGCACCCCUCCGGCAUCGUCCCCACGCUCCAGAAUAUUGUAUCAACAGUUAAUUUGGAUUGUAAACUUGACCUCAAAGCAAUAGCUUUGCAAGCACGAAAUGCAGAGUAUAACCCAAAGCGUUUUGCUGCAGUCAUCAUGAGAAUAAGGGAACCCAAAACCACGGCACUGAUAUUUGCAUCGGGUAAAAUGGUAUGUACUGGAGCGAAGAGCGAACAGCAAUCUAAGCUUGCGGCAAGAAAGUAUGCUCGUAUUAUUCAGAAACUUGGUUUUCCUGCUAAAUUUAAGGACUUUAAGAUUCAGAAUAUUGUUGGCUCUUGUGAUGUCAAGUUUCCAAUUAGGCUUGAGGGCCUUGCAUAUUCUCAUGGUGCCUUCUCAAGUUACGAACCAGAACUCUUUCCUGGCCUUAUCUAUCGGAUGAAACAACCAAAGAUUGUUCUUUUAAUUUUUGUUUCAGGCAAGAUUGUUUUGACUGGAGCAAAGGUGAGAGAGGAGACCUACACUGCAUUCGAAAACAUCUAUCCUGUACUGACAGAGUUUAGAAAAGUUCAGCAAUGGUAUGUAGUUCUUUUUAUCAUGCUUCAAUCAUAG
Miscanthus lutarioriparius is the source of this 636-nucleotide messenger RNA. NCBI's taxonomy places the organism in Eukaryota, Viridiplantae, Streptophyta, Magnoliopsida, Poales, Poaceae. The record is from the annotation of a GenBank genome assembly.